Molecule: messenger RNA, 867 nt
Organism: Arachis ipaensis
Lineage: Eukaryota; Viridiplantae; Streptophyta; Magnoliopsida; Fabales; Fabaceae
Source: RefSeq, a predicted model, not a curated record
AUGAGGAAGGCUAUAGCGCUCCUUUCCAAUACAAAGAUAGUACUCCCAUUUAAGAAAGAGCUGCAAUCGAUUGGUCAGACAGCUGGAUUAUUCAGUGGUUUCUUAGAAAGUUUGGGUGCGGAUUAUUCCCAAUUCCCCAUAUCUCGAGUCUUUCAUUAUGAGGACGAUGCCAGAGGAAAAAUAAAGCGCGAUAUUAUGAAGAGGAUAGGAAAGAACUGGAAGGAUACAAGGCACCACUUGUAUCAUAGGUGUUACAAAGAAAUAAGGAUUUAUGAGAAAAAUCUUAAGCAUUGCCCGAAAGGAAUAGAAGAAAAUGAAUGGAAAAAGUUCAUUGACUAUCGCCAGAAGGAAGAAACAAUGGAGAAAGAGCAAGGAAGGCGCGUUGGUAGAGGAGAGUUGUUUAUCAUGACUCACAAGAAAAAAGAUGGCUCGUAUAUCCAUCUCGAUGCGCAUGUUGUUAGUGAAGCAAUUUUGAAUAUUGAGAGGCAGGAUGGAUCCUCUAGGCACCUUUCACAAAAUGAUUCGCUAGCACAAGUUCUCGGAAAGGAGCACCCAGGACGAGUUCAUGCCCUAAGUGCUGGACCAUGUCCCACCCAAGUCUUUGGUAACGUUGCUGGACAACCGUCGAGUUCUGCAGGGCCCAAUGAAGAGUACGAGAGGAGGAUUGCGGAAUUGACGGCUAAGCUAGAAGAAGAGCAGGCGAAGAGACAGUCGAUACAUAAGAUCUUGGGAUAUCUAGUCCAACAGCAAGGAGGCAAUUUGCCAGCUGAGGUUGCCACAGAGUUGGCUUUUUUGGGCGGUACACCGGACUCGUCAAGCGCAGGGCCAUCUUCAUCUGCCAAUCACGACCCGCAACAAAAAUUUUGA